GUUUGUAAUCAUUUCCGGGUUUUUCCAGACAAGAGCAGACAGACGAAAAGCGUACACACAUUUUUGUGAAUCAUUAGAGCACUUCAAGAGGCUGUAUGCACUAGGUGACCAGGGAAACCAUAAUGGCUGAGGUCUGGGUAUCUGCCCUUGUGGGUGUUCUCAAGAUGGUGGCACUUAUGUACGACAUCAUCACGUUUGUACCCUACUAUAUUGUCAAUCGUCCUGACCACAAAAGAAAAUAUUCCAGGAGAGUCAAGGGCCGACCCAUUGGUGGGGUGCCUGGUGGACCAUAUCGAGCUGUUGACCUUCCAGGAGGUCAGCUGUGCACGUCCCUGUUUCCAGAUUGUUCCACCGUAGAUGACCUGUUUGUGCGUGCCGUCCAAUUAUAUGCUGCAAAACCGUGUCUAGGCACACGUGAACUUCUGAGUGAGGAAGACGAAAAACAGCCCAAUGGACGAGUGUUUAAGAAGGUUCUGAUGGGAGAUUACCACUGGAUAACCUACGAGGAAGCCUUCGCAAGGGCCACCAACUUUGGAAGUGGAUUACUCGCCCUUGGACAGAAACCUCGUAAAAAUACAAUGAUAUUCUCUGAUACGAGGGCCGAAUGGAUGAUUGCAGCACAAGCUUGUCUGAAAUAUAACUUCCCAGUGGUGACACUCUAUGCUACGCUGGGAUUGGAUUCCAUCGUCCAUGGUGUCAACCAAUCAGAAGUGUCCUAUGUCAUCACAAGCUCUGCCCUUCUACCCAAAUUUAAAGGUAUCAUCCACAAAAUGCCGAAGCUUAGUCAUCUAAUUUACAUUGGUGGUAACCGCACCCCACAGAUCAGUGACUUCCCUAGCCAUGUGAAGGUGCUAUCAAUGGCUGAGGUAGAGACUAUGGGAGCCAUGCCAGAAAACAUCCAGACACCAGUGACUCAACCAAAACGAGAAGACAUUGCAGUGAUCAUGUACACAAGUGGGUCCACAGGAGUCCCAAAAGGUGUGUUGAUUAGCCAUGGCAACCUCAUGUGUGGAAUGGCAGGACAGGUGCAAAAGAUAGCUGGACUCAGCCCCGGUGAUACCUAUGUGGGUUAUCUCCCCUUGGCCCAUGUACUCGAGCUGAGUGCAGAGUUGUCCUGUGUGGCAUGUGGUUCCUGUAUUGGCUAUUCCUCACCACUUACAUUGACAGACCAGUCCAGUAAGAUCAAGAAAGGAAGUAAAGGUGACUUGUCCAUCCUGAAACCCUCACUAAUGGCUGCCGUGCCUGUUAUAAUGGACCGUCUGUACAAAGGUGUGGAGGAAAAAGUCCAAUCCCGGGGACCUGUAUUUAAGGCUGUGUUUAAGUUUGCCUACGAAUACAAGCUCAACAAUCUUCUACGAGGAUACGACACACCUAUUUUGAAUAAACUAAUUUUCCAGAAGAUACGAGAGCUGUUGGGUGGGAACAUCCGUAUGAUGCUGAGUGGUGGAGCUCCUCUGUCAGAACAGACACAGCGAUUCAUGAAUGUCUGUUUCUGUUGCCCUGUACUACAGGGAUACGGCCUAACUGAGACUUGUGGUGCCGGGACCAUUACAGAAGUGGGAGACUUAAGUACAGGGAAGGUGGGUGCACCCCUGUUCUGUGGUGAAGUGAGACUACGGGACUGGCCCGAAGGAAAGUACACAGACCAGGACAAGCCCCACCCCCGGGGCGAGAUCUUAAUGGGUGGGGGCAAUAUUGUACAGGGGUACCAUAAGAUGGAAGAAAAGACUCUGGAGGACUUUACAGAGAUAGAGGGUAUCCGCUAUUUCUGUACCGGAGAUAUUGGUCAGUUUGAGGAAGAUGGAUGUCUCAGAAUCAUAGACAGGAAGAAAGAUCUGGUAAAACUACAAGCUGGAGAAUAUGUAGCUUUGAGUCAGGUGGAGACGAGCCUCAAGAUGUCUCCGCUAGUAGAACAGAUCUGUGUAGUAGGUGACAGCCGCCAUAGUUGUACUGUAAGCCUGGUUGUACCCAAUCAAAAGAAUCUGAAAUGUUUAGCAAAAGAAAUGAAAAUUGAGGAAGAGGAUGUUGAUAAAUUGUGCCGGAAUGAAAAACUCUCGAAGGAGUUCCUGAAGAAGUUGAAUGAGUAUGGUGUAAAAGCCGGUGUUGAGAAGUACUGUCUACCACAGGCCAUCACAUUGGUCCCAGAACCUUGGAUGCCUGACUCUGGGCUCGUCACGGACUCCUUCAAAUUGAAGCGAAAAGCAAUGGAGAACCAUUACAAAGCUGACAUAGCAAGGAUGUACCGGCGAUAAAGGGGCACUGCCUACUGGACUGGCAGUAGGAGGGCACGGCACGUCUGACAUGAAGGAUGUACUUUGUGGUAGAGAGAGUUGGGGGUUGCAAGGCUACUACUACCCUUUUUUCAUUUGAGGGGAAAAUACCCCAGCUGCAGGUUGGACAGGUGACUGCAAGCCACCUUGAUGGGGGGGGGGCCCUUGAUAAAAGAAGGUUGUUCUAUAGUUGAGAUGGGGGGAGGGAGGAUGUUAUGAUGGCAAACAGUCAAAGAUGAGUGAAAAAUAGGCUUUCUUAUUCAUCUCACACACACACACACACACACACACACACAAAAAAGGAAAAAAGGCAAAAGAAAUGUGAUUGGAAAUAUCAGUAUAAUAAACAGUGAUAAAUAUAAAUUAAUGUCUUAAUCAAAUAAUUUCAAUAGCUUAUUUUUAAUAUAGCUAACUGAUGAAUAGCUAAGUAAGGGAGGUAACUGUGAUUUUCUACAAUGUAUUUUUCUAAGAUUUGUAACAUCUUGUAUUUCUAAAACUGCCUCUGUAAACACAUUAUAAAUUGUGAUACCAUACUUGAAUGAUGGUACUAAAGUAUAUCAAUAGGACACCAAAACUCGGGUGUCGGAUUGCUGAGUUUAAACAAUCCUUUAAAUCUCUGUAUAUGCAGUUUUUAUUGUGAAGGGUAACAGUUUAGAAAACAUAUUAAAUGAUUUCAUUUUCGAUGUUUUCGUGGUCUUCAAUGACCUACACUUGAA
Messenger RNA from Mizuhopecten yessoensis (Yesso scallop), 2986 nucleotides. Its product is annotated as long-chain-fatty-acid--CoA ligase 4-like. Gene Ontology annotation, biological process: neuron differentiation; long-chain fatty acid metabolic process; long-chain fatty-acyl-CoA metabolic process. Lineage: Eukaryota; Metazoa; Mollusca; Bivalvia; Pectinida; Pectinidae. The record is from RefSeq and is a predicted model, not a curated record. Bases 123 to 2252 code for a protein of 709 amino acids. The transcript is spliced from 17 exons. Gene Ontology annotation, cellular component: lipid droplet; endoplasmic reticulum; plasma membrane. Gene Ontology annotation, molecular function: long-chain fatty acid-CoA ligase activity.